UAUAUAUAGCGGUCAGCUUGGCAGGACUGAUUCAGAGUUUAGGAGAGUCUCACACACACCUCAAUAUGAACGCUAAGGUCAUCUUCGUCUUCCUGGGACUGGCUGCCAUGGCUGCCGCUGACAGCCGGGAAAGAUAUUCUUAUUCCGCCCCAAGAGCUUCAUCCAGCUCCGAGGAAUCGUUCGAGUCCAGCGAAGCCAAGUACAGCUUCAACUGGGCCGUGAGCGACGACUCCUCCAGCAAUGAAUUCGGACACCAGGAAUCUCGAGACGGAGACGACACUCAGGGAUCCUACUACGUCCAGCUCCCCGACGGGCGCCUCCAGAAGGUGUCCUACCACGUCGACGGAGACGACGGCUACGUGGCCGAAGUAUCCUACGAAGGAGAGGCCCAGUUCCCCGAUUCCGUGGAAUCCGGGUCCAGUGAAUCCUUCGAGGCUCCCAGAUACGCUCCACCAAGGCCUCGUUACUAUGCCCCAGACUCCAACGAAUCCAAGUAGACUCUUCUCCUAGUCCCAAUAUUUAUUAAUUUAUUGAACGAAUCACCACGACUUCGAUUUGGUGCAA
Macrobrachium nipponense is the source of this 564-nucleotide messenger RNA. RefSeq names its product pro-resilin-like. Gene Ontology annotation, cellular component: extracellular matrix. The transcript is spliced from 3 exons. The record is from RefSeq and is a predicted model, not a curated record. The coding region runs from base 66 to 497 and encodes 143 amino acids. Lineage: Eukaryota; Metazoa; Arthropoda; Malacostraca; Decapoda; Palaemonidae.